CACAUGAAAAUAAAAGAAGUGAAGAGGGGGUGAUGGAAGAGGAAGAGCCACUGCUUGAAGACAACAUGGAGGAAGAGGCGGCGCUAAAUCGCAAGGCUUUCGUUGGAGAGGUGAAAGAGGUGAAUCGCAUAGCUCUGCCCAUGAUUGUGGUCACAGUUUCGCAGUAUCUCUUGCGCACUUCUCCAAUGCUAAUGCUCGGACAUCUUGGGGAGCUCCCUCUCUCCAGUGCCUCCAUUGCCACUUCUCUUUGCAACGUCACCGGCUACAGUGUUCUUUUUGGAAUGUCCAGCGCGUUGGAGACACUGUGCGGGCAGGCAUACGGUGCAGGACACUAUAAAAAACUAUCGACUUUUACUUACGUUGCCAUUCUAUGUCUCUUCCUGGUCUGUAUCCCUGUUUCUAUACUAUGGUUAUUCACGGAAAGAUUGCUGAAAUUGAUAGGCCAAGACCCUUCAAUCGCCGCCCAGGCCGGAAACUACGCUAUUUGGCUCAUUCCCACUCUCUUCCCUUACGCCAUUCUCCAGUCUCUGGUUCGCUAUCUGCAGACCCAGAGCUUAAUUCUUCCCAUGCUAUGGACUGCCGUUGCGGCUCUGUGUCUCCAGCUACCAAUUUGUUGGGCUUUUAUCUUCAAACUGAAUUUAGGGAACGCAGGAGCCGCAUUAUCCAUUGGUGUUUCGUAUUGGGUUAAUGUGAUUUUGAUUCUGGUUUAUGUCAAGUACUCGUCGACCUGUAAAAAGAGUCGUGCCACUCUUUCUUGGGAUGUUUUUGCAAGCAUGGGGGAGUUCUUUCGCUUUGCUCUCCCCUCUGCUGUAAUGGUCUGUUUGGAGUGGUGGGCAUUUGAGCUGAUUGUGCUGUUAUCUGGAAUCUUGCCAAAUCCAAAAUUGGAGACUUCUCUGCUAUCUAUAUGCCUUACUACCACUUCAGUCCACUACCACAUUCCUUACUCUUUUGGUGCUGCUGCAAGUGUUCGGGUUUCGAAUGCGCUCGGAGGUGGGAAGCCUCAGGCAGCAAGAGUUGCCCUCUUUGCUGUCCUGCUUCUCUCAGCUACAGAGUUUCUCCUUGCAAGUAUAGCCAUAUUUUGCUGUCGUUAUGUAUGGGGAUACAUGUUUACAUAUGAGCAAGAAGUCAUCACUUACGUAAAAGAGAUCACGCCUCUUCUCUGCCUCUCAAUCAUCUUGGAUGGCACUCAAGCAGUGCUAUCUGGGGUUGCUAGAGGGAGUGGAUGGCAGCACAUAGGGGCAUAUGUCAAUCUUGGUUCAUAUUACUUGUUUGGUAUCCCUCUGGCUCUGCUAUUUGGAUUUGUUUUGCACCUAAAAGGGGAGGGCCUGUGGGGUGGAUUGGUAGCCGGAGGAUUCCUGCAGUCCACUGUCUUCUCUCUUAUCACAGGCUUCACAGAUUGGGAAAAGCAGGCAGUAGAAGCAAGGCAAAGGAUUUUUGAUGAGAAAGUGCAGCCCUAGAAUGACUUCCUUGAAUAAAUGAGAGCUUUGUGCAGCCUGCAGUUGGGUUCUUGGUAUGGAUUAAGCAGUGUAUUAUAUAACAUUUUUGGUUCGUUGAAGUGAUUGGGACAGAUGAGUAUUAUAUUAUAUUGCGCGCCAGCCAGUAAUGCUUGUGGCCUAUUUUGUUUGGUUAAAAUUAAGAGUGUGCAAUAUUAACAUGUUUGAUUGUAAUUUCUAAAUGUUGAA
Messenger RNA from Ipomoea triloba (trilobed morning glory), 1682 nucleotides. RefSeq names its product protein DETOXIFICATION 14-like. The record is from RefSeq and is a predicted model, not a curated record. Lineage: Eukaryota; Viridiplantae; Streptophyta; Magnoliopsida; Solanales; Convolvulaceae. Gene Ontology annotation, biological process: xenobiotic detoxification by transmembrane export across the plasma membrane. The coding region runs from base 33 to 1457 and encodes 474 amino acids. The transcript has 6 exons. Gene Ontology annotation, cellular component: membrane. Gene Ontology annotation, molecular function: xenobiotic transmembrane transporter activity; antiporter activity.